AAAGACAUAUUCACAUUUCGUAACAAUAUUUCAGUUUAUCCUAGAACAUUGAUCGGUGAACUAUCUCCCAUCGACUCGCCAGGUUUCACUUUCCGUCCAAGUCCAAGAAGUUUAUUCCCGUCUAUUUUCGUUGUGUGGCAACCUUUUCUUCACCAAUAUCCACGAAAGCUAAGUCAUGCAUUGAUUGAACACAUAAGCGAUACAUGCAGAAAUUUCCCUUUCAAAAACAAUGACAAUGAUAGUGAAAACUGCAGUCAUACGGAUAUUGCUUUUGAUUAUUUUCUAUGAAAGUAAAUAUGCGACAAGUUUGAUUAUACCAGAAGAACUACCAACAAUACUUUCUCUAAUUUACUCGAAUAUCCCACCAAUUAAAAAAGGAACCGAUUCCAGAUUUGGUAUAGGUUUUCGAUUAGGUGAACAUGCGGAUUUUCAGAUUCUCAUUGAAUUGGGUCCACAAACUGAGACAGAUCAGAUAGGUACAUCUAACGAUGCUAAAAAACGACGAGAUGUAAUGUAUGAUGCCGCGAUAAGAGGAGAGCUAGGAUCAUUCGCACAACAAGUAGCCAAAUAUCAAAUGAAACAAAGACUUGAAAAAGAAAAAGAUAAAGUUAAAACAGAGGACAAAUUUGAAAAGAUACAAACGGAAAAUAAGCAGGAUGAUAAAGAUACUGCUUCCAAUAAUUGGUUGAUGAAAUGGAGGAAAGAAAUGUCACAAUCAUCAGAAAAUAAUACAUCAUUAAAUUCAGAUCAAAAUAAAGAUGCAAAAAUUCAACAAAGAAUAGAGAAACCAAUUAAAUCUGAUAUUCAAACAGAUAAAUUGGAAGAACUAACAAAAUUAUAUAAGUCACAAAAUAUAGAUAACAAGGAAAUUUUAUCAUAAAUAUGAUAUUAAUACAAAUUAAUUUGACAUCAUUGGAUAUCAAAAUGACGUGCGCUUACAACUUGAGUACAUUUGCACUCAUUUUCACUGCACAAUCGAUUUAUUGUAUAGUAGUUAUAUGCAUGUACAUUGUGAUUAUUAGAUGAUAUUGAUUAUUAAUAAUAAAUCCUUAGAUAGCAAUAUAUAUUGCUCAUUUAACGUCAAUAGUUAGUCAUUUUAGACCUUCGACAUCAUAUGUUACCAUAAAACAUCAUGUAUUUGAUUUAUUAGCGACUUCGUAAUAAUUUAUCCUUAUAAUUAUUAUCUUUAUAAAUAUCAUUCUAAUAAUGUGCUUAUAACAUCAAACUUUUUACAAAUUAGUAAUAACUUUUACAAAUUAGUUAACUGAUCAUUCAGUGAUGUAUAUAUUAUAC
Camponotus floridanus (Florida carpenter ant) is the source of this 1293-nucleotide messenger RNA. RefSeq lists its product as uncharacterized. NCBI's taxonomy places the organism in Eukaryota, Metazoa, Arthropoda, Insecta, Hymenoptera, Formicidae. The transcript is spliced from 6 exons. The record is from RefSeq and is a predicted model, not a curated record. Bases 230 to 880 code for a protein of 216 amino acids.